Molecule: messenger RNA, 871 nt
Organism: Guillardia theta CCMP2712
Lineage: Eukaryota; Cryptophyceae; Pyrenomonadales; Geminigeraceae
Exons: 7
Coding region: 37-429 (130 amino acids)
Source: RefSeq, a predicted model, not a curated record
AGGCUCGCACGCCUCUAUACUCUUCACCUGCACGCCAUGCACGCGUUCUGGUCGGACGUGGAUCUGGAAAGGAACAUAAAGAACAAGAUUCCUGACCACCUUCACGGCAUCGACGUGUCCUGGUGGACUUCGGAGGUUCCAGGAGGGAGUGCGAGGACUCUCCCUUCCAAACUCCAGCUGAUAUUCCAGCUGGCAAGAUCGUUCAUGAAGGAGACGGAGGAAGGGAAGUACGAGCUGAAGAGGAGUGAGUGGGAGAUCAUCAACGAGAUCUUAGAGAAGGAGCGAAGGGACUCUGCCAUGACAGACCUUGUCUGGCACACGGCUACGAAGCGGUUCGUCAGCAGACCGAGCAAGGCUGGAACCACGGGGACAACAACUGCGAUCGAUAAGAAGAAGAAGACUGGAAGGAGGAAGGGGAAUGAUGUUUGAUUCUUGUGUAAAUUAGCACUCAACUGUAAAGAUACCAUCAAAGAUGCUCCUGCAGCGCUGAAGGGAGGACAGAUACAUCCCCAGUCAGAAUCGCUUCUGCAAGUUUCUCCGCCAGCAGCGCGUGGUGUAUCAGCCCCCGGGAGCCGAGCCCAGUACAGAGCCACACGGGCCUCGACACCCCAGCGACGUCGAGGAGCCUCCCGCACAUUGGGAUGGAGCCUUCCGGUCCUCGGGGAGGAGAAGCUUUCACGCCCACCACAGCUCGGGCUGGGUACCAGGCGUCUGAUUGCAGCGGCUGAAACAGCGUGCAGAGCUCGUGGUAGAUGUUGUCUAGGGCAGAAGUUACAUUGGACUCCCUGUUCCAUAUAUCCACGUUCUCUUGUGUGGCCCCACAGAUCAGUUGAUCAGGGCUAAGAUCAAGCCCUCUUCCUCCUGCCUCCGA